Molecule: messenger RNA, 1332 nt
Organism: Ochlerotatus camptorhynchus
Lineage: Eukaryota; Metazoa; Arthropoda; Insecta; Diptera; Culicidae
Product: malate dehydrogenase, cytoplasmic-like
Exons: 1
Coding region: 132-1133 (333 amino acids)
Biological process (GO): tricarboxylic acid cycle; malate metabolic process; oxaloacetate metabolic process
Cellular component (GO): mitochondrion; cytosol
Molecular function (GO): L-malate dehydrogenase (NAD+) activity
Source: RefSeq, a predicted model, not a curated record
GGACGCAAUACAUCUUCCAGUGAAUACAUUCGCAGCGCAUCCUGUGGCAUUUCGGACGGACAUUUUUCUCUAAUUUUUUACUUUCCUUUCUGUGUCGUUUUAGUCUUUGUUGAGCAACUUUUCCCAUCAAAAUGUCUGAGCCAAUCCGCGUAGUGGUGACUGGUGCUGCCGGUCAGAUUGCCUACUCACUGCUAUACAUGAUUGCCAAGGGUGAUGUCUUUGGGCCGAACCAGCGAUUGAUUCUGCAUUUAUUGGACAUUCCACCGAUGAUGGGCGUGCUCGAGGGUGUCGUCAUGGAACUGGCCGACUGUGCGCUGCCCCUGCUGGCGUCCGUUAUCCCAACCACGGAUCCGGCCGUCGCCUUCAAGGAUGUAGCGUCAGCUUUCCUGGUCGGCGCCAUGCCUCGUAAGCAGGGUAUGGAACGAAAGGAUCUGCUAUCGGCCAACGUGAAAAUCUUCAAGGUUCAGGGUGAAGCACUGAACAACUACGCCCGGAAGGAUGUCAAGGUGCUGGUCGUCGGUAAUCCUGCCAACACGAACGCCCUGGUUUGCUCACACUACGCCCCAUCGAUCCCGAAGGAAAACUUCAGUGCCAUGACCCGGCUGGAUCAAAACCGUGCCCAGGCUCAGGUUGCUGCCCGGCUCGGUGUGGGCAUUGCCCACGUGAAGAACGUCAUCAUCUGGGGUAACCACUCGUCCACGCAGUACCCGGAUGCGAAGAAUGCUACCGUUGAGCUGAACGGUGCCCAGAAGAGCGUGGUCGAUGCCGUUGCCAACAACGACUACCUGAACGGAGAGUUUGUCGAGACCGUGCAGAAACGUGGUGCUUCCGUUAUCGCUGCGCGCAAAAUGUCAUCGGCCAUGUCGGCUGCCAAGGCUGCCAGUGACCAUAUGCGUGACUGGUUUGCCGGUACCAAGGACGGCCAGUACGUCUCGAUGGGUGUUGUAUCCGACGGAAGCUACGGUACCCCGAAGGACAUUGUCUUCUCCUUCCCAGUGCACAUCCAAAACGGUCAGUGGAAGAUCGUUCAGGGACUGGCCGUCGAUGACUUUGCCCGUGGCAAGCUAGAUGCCACCGCCAAGGAGCUGCUCGAGGAAAAGGAGGAAGCCAUGUCCGUUUGUGCUUCGGAUUGACUAAAUAAGCUGUAAAAUGGAAUGUUUGUAGAAACUUUGCGAAUGAAAGUAAAAAAUGCUCUAUUAUUUUUUGUUUUGUUUCCCAACACGGUGUGAUUAAUGUUUCUUCAAAAAUUUUGUUUUACUGUUGUUACAUUACACGUACUAAAAAUUACUCAGCUGUACGAAAAUCAACUCUUAGUAGGAUGUUUCUGUACAU